Molecule: messenger RNA, 3934 nt
Organism: Haliotis rubra (blacklip abalone)
Lineage: Eukaryota; Metazoa; Mollusca; Gastropoda; Lepetellida; Haliotidae
Product: receptor-type tyrosine-protein phosphatase mu-like
Exons: 30
Coding region: 45-3656 (1203 amino acids)
Biological process (GO): protein dephosphorylation
Molecular function (GO): protein tyrosine phosphatase activity
Source: RefSeq, a predicted model, not a curated record
CGUGUAACUGUACAUACACUGUUCUGCCCUAUUGUGAGGUGUUGAUGUGUGAGGUAUCCAACAUGUGCUGGUUCUGGAUGGGACUGUUCAUUGCCUGUGUCUCGGUGACCCUCUCUGAUGCUGAAUGUCACUGUAACACUGUAGCUGCCUGUGACGUGUUCCCCUCUACUCCCUGUAGCCAGGUCGGUGAUCCAGGCAGAUGUCAGGAAGGAUGGUUUGGUCCGUACUGUCAGAAUCAAAACAUUGCUUUGCGGAGAUCUAGCAGCCAGAGUAGCACACUAAGCAAUGAUCCAAAUCAGUAUGGAGCAGCACUUGGUGUGGACGGCAGAGCCACCACAAAUGCCCAUAGCUCACCACGGACAUGUGCUCAUACAAAGAAAGAGACAAAUCCCACCUGGACUGUGAACCUGAACACUUCAGUUCCAGAGAAGAUACAACACAUCAGACUCUAUCUACGUGGCGACGACCUUCAGGAGAGAAGCAACGGCAUGGAGAUACUUGUGGGCAGCCAGAUGUGCUACAACUGGUCAUCAACUGAACAUCCUCCUCCUAUAGCUAACGUCACCUGCCGCCAGCCACUGACAGGAACCACGGUCACUAUACGGAUACCUGGUCAACAGAAAUUCCUUACUUUGUGUGAAGUGCAGAUAUUUGUUUGCAGUGACGGAUGGUUUUCUGAAGACUGUGACAAACAGUGCCGGUGCCUUAACAGUACUGAUGUAUGUGACAAGAUCACUGGUCGCUGUUCUAGUGGAUGUUUUCCUGGAUACCAUGGUACCGACUGCCAAACAGUAUGUCCAGAUGGAUCCUAUGGUUUCAACUGCUCUUCCCAAUGUGGAAACUGUCUGAAUGAUGUCAGCUGUGACAAGACAAACGGAACCUGUCCUGGAGGAUGCGCAGCAGGGUGGAUGACCGGUACAUGCAUGCAGGCAUGUCCAGAUGGUUCCUAUGGUAUCAGCUGUACCUCGGAUUGUGGAAACUGUCUAGAUGGUGUCAGCUGUGAUAAGGCCACGGGAGUAUGUCCGGGAGGAUGUGCAGCAGGAUGGAUGAAUGACACCAUGUGCCAACGCUCAUGUCCAGAUGGUUCCUAUGGUAUCAACUGCAUCUCCCAGUGUGGAAACUGUCUGGAUGAUGUCAGCUGUGACAAGACAAACGGAACCUGUCCUGGAGGAUGUGCAGCAGGAUGGGUGAAUGAUAACAUGUGCCAAAUCCAAUGUCCAGAUGGUUCCUAUGGUAUCAACUGCACCUCUCAGUGUGGAAACUGUCUGGAUGAUGUCAGCUGUGACAAGACAAACGGAACAUGUCCUGACGGAUGUGCAGCAGGAUGGAUAAAUGACACCAUAUGUCAACUCCCAUGUCCAGGUGGUUCCUAUGGUAACAACUGCUCCUCUCAGUGUGGAAACUGCCUGAACGAUGACAUUUGUGAUAAAGAAGACGGAACCUGUCCAACCGGAUGUGCAGCAGGAUGGAUGAAUGGCAACACAAAGUUAUGUGAACAACCAUGUCCAAAUGGAUACCAUGGUAGCAACUGCGCCGCUCAGUGUGGAAACUGUCUACAUGGUGUCACCUGUGACAGAACAAAUGGAACAUGUCCUGGAGGAUGUGCAGCAGGAUGGAUGAAUGAUGACACCAUGUUAUGUUUACAACCUCUUGCUGAAGAAGGGUCCACAGCAGGAAUCGUUGGAGGGGUCAUUGCAGCUCUCGUAGUGAUAGCAAUUGUCGUGGUCAUUCUCAUUUUCUGGAAACGGAGAAAACGGAAAGACGAUAACGUGAGAGUACCCGUUCAACUGGACGAGAUUCCCCAGGCAGCAAAAAAAGAAAAUCGCACACACGUUUCAGAUAAGUCAUCCUCCAGUAAAUCCUCCCCGAAGCCAAAACCUGCAGGGGAGGAAGAUGAAGAUGCCGUGUUUUCUGUUGAGACUGAAGUCGACGGGGGCAGCGAUGCUGCCGCCACCUACUACAACUGGGUGCCACCUCACAUGCGGCUGGAUAACUUGAAACAGUGUAUAUCUGAGAAAAAGAAAAAAGCCUCAUUUGAAAACGAAUUUCAGACAAUCCCAUAUGGCGCCAGACAUCCGCAUGAGGCCGCAAUCAAACCUGAGAAUAUACCGAAGAAUCGCUUUCUUGCUCUGUAUGCAUAUGAUGAUUCGAGGGUUGUGCUUGCUGAUGAAGGCGAGGAUUACAUUAAUGCCAAUUAUAUCAUGGGAUAUGAUGACACAGCACAUUAUAUAGCAACACAAGGACCCAGACCGACAACAAUCACGGACUUCUGGCAGAUGGUGUGGCAGGAGAACGUCACACAGAUAGUCAUGCUGACGAGGCUGAUGGAGAUGAACAAGAAAAAGUGUGAACAAUACUGGCCAGAUGGAAGCAAAUCUGAAACCCACGGAGGUUGUACAGUUACAAACAAAAAUGUGACAGCGAGGACUGACUAUACAGUCUCAACGUUCCUGGUAAAAAACUCGGAGAGCGAGAGGUAUGUGACGCACUACCACUUCACAUCUUGGCCUGACCAUGGUGUUCCUUCUGCUCCUACCCUCGUCAACUUCUGGAGACUGGUCAAACAGGGAGACAUGGACAGGGGACCCAUGGUGGUGCACUGCAGCGCCGGAGUUGGCCGAACAGGAACGUUCAUUGCCCUGGACUACCUGAUGGAUGAAGCUGAGAGUGACAACAGGGUCAACGUGUACAUGUGUGUCAGCAAGAUGAGACAGAACAGGAUGAACAUGGUCCAGACAGUGAAACAGUACGAGUUUGUGCAUGAUGUGGUCCUGGAGACUCUCAAUAGUCGAGGAACACUCUACACUUCGUCUGAGUUUGACAAAACCUUUGGUGUUGACGACACAUUUACAUCAGACCAAGAGAAUAUGCUGAAAGAACAGUUUAAGUUACUCCAAGAACAAACAUCUGACCUCGAAGAGGAUAUUACUGCACGGCUUCCAGAGAACUCGAGUAAAAAUAGAAACCAGCAUAUUCUCCCGGGAAACAAAUUCAGACCCUACCUGUGUACUCCAGUUCCGGGUCGGAAUGACUACAUCAAUGCAGUGUUUCUGCCGUCCACCCUUCGACCAUCGACCAUGAUAGUUACCCAGACUCCACUGCCAGACACUGUGGUGGACUUCUGGAGACUGGUGUACGACCAUGACUGCUUCACAGUUGUCUGUCUGGAUGACUCUCAGGAGACAGAUGAAAUGUACCCCAAAGAUAGCAAUGCGUUACAAGUUGCACCAUUCAGUGUCAUACACGAGGAAUCUGAAUUUCAUGGAGCAUUUUAUACCGAGACAAGGUUAACGCUUAUGUAUGACAAGGAGGAUAACAAGCAGCCAGUCACAGUGUUCCGCGUCCGGUCACAGAGCUUGAUCUCCAACACCUCUUCACUCCUGGAGCUGAUCAACGAGGUGGACAGAAUCAUCAGCGCUGAUGACCAUAAGAUCCUCAUCCACUGCCAUGACGGUGCUGGAGUGAGCGGCGUGUUCUGCAGUGCCCUGAACAUCAUCAGUAGACUGAGGCUGGACAGAGACGUGGACAUCUUCCUCACCAUCAGGGAACUGCAGCGUGUCAGACCACAGUUUAUACAGUCCUUCGAUCAGUUCAAGCUAUGCUACAAAAUGGUGAAGGAAUAUAGCCGUACUUCAAACGUCUAUGCCAAUCUGUGAUAAAGAAACCACAUCAAAUAUCCUGCGGAGAUUUGCUCCACGGAUAAUAUCCGAAAUCUUCUUAAUUUGAGAAACGUUCAUGGUCUGGUUGUCUUGAUGAGGCACAUGUUCGAACAAAAUUUCCAGAAACUGAACAAUACACCAGAAACCAAUUUGCAUUAACGUAUAAACCAUGUAAAUCCAGUAGGGCUGGGACGGGUACUCGGGUACUCGAAUCCGGGUCGGGUACACCUGGAAUCGAGUCCUAUUUCUAGGAAUCGAGUACCCGGAAAGGGAGA